UUUUGGAGACCACAGACAGAAUUGACUGACUCUCUCUAAGGUCAAAGGAGGGUGUGCGUUCUCCAUCCAUCCAUGAUUUUAUUAUCCCUCACGCCGGUGGUGGUGGUGGUGGAGGCUAGUGCUUCUUCACUCCGGCUACCGCGACCAUAUUCAGUGUUCUCCUAUACUACCACUUGUCGUCGGUUGAGAUCCAUCCCUUUCCCUUCUCUCGAAUGCUCUUGUCUCAAUACCAAUCCCACUUCCGAGUUGGAGGAGGAGAAAGAAGAAGAAGAAAAAGUAGGGUUGUCGGUUUUGGGAUCAGAGAUUCCAUGGGAAGACAAUAACGUAUGGAGCACAUUCGCUCUUUACAUGUUCUGCCUCCAUAUUCCUCUCAGUUUUGGUGGUUUAUCUCUCCUUUCUCGCUUCCUCCACCUCCCUCUUCUCCUUCCUCAGUCCCAAGUGCUAUCACUUGUCCUUCUCCAAAUGCUCGAACUUUCCCUCACCCUCUUCCUUCUGACGAUUACUGCCAAGCCUCAAUUCAAAUCUAUCCACUUUCUUAACGCUGCUAACUCUACCCAAGAAGAAGGGAGAAACUGGUUGGUUGGAUCAGCUUUGGGUUUCGCAACCCUUGUGUCUUUUAUCUUCCUCACUUCACUUGUAGCUCAUCAACUCUUUCCUUCUCAGGAUGUGCGCAACUCCGAAUUGAACAAGAUCAUUGAAAGCGGGGAGGUGUCCAGACUCGGCUGUUUUGCUCUCUACUGCCUUGUUGCUCCCUUUCUUGAGGAGAUUGUGUACAGACGAUUUCUACUCACCUCCUUAGCUUCCACUAUGGAAUGGAGCAAGGCCCUUGUUAUCAGCUCACUAGUAUUUGCUGCAUCUCACUUCUCUGCGGUUGAUUUUGUGCAGCUGUUUGGGAUAGGUUGCGUUCUUGGGGGAUGUUACAGCUGGUCAGGAAACUUAGCCUCCUCGGUGGUCGUCCACUCCUUGUACAAUGCCCUGACACUCCUCCUUGCGCUACGUUCUUAACCGCAAGAUGAGAGAGAGGUGGAGCCAUUUCCCUUGUCUGUGGAAUCUCUUUCUAUCUUUCUUAAAGAAGACAGCGUAUAAACCGUGUGUGUGUGUGUUUUAAGAGAGAAUCUUGAUCCCUUUUCAGUUUGAUAAAAAGUGUAUUUUGAUUA
Raphanus sativus (radish) is the source of this 1157-nucleotide messenger RNA. RefSeq lists its product as uncharacterized. NCBI's taxonomy places the organism in Eukaryota, Viridiplantae, Streptophyta, Magnoliopsida, Brassicales, Brassicaceae. Gene Ontology annotation, biological process: CAAX-box protein processing. The coding region runs from base 73 to 1005 and encodes 310 amino acids. The transcript is spliced from 4 exons. The record is from RefSeq and is a predicted model, not a curated record. Gene Ontology annotation, molecular function: metalloendopeptidase activity. Gene Ontology annotation, cellular component: membrane.